UCUAGCUAAUAAAUUUGUUGCAAAAGCAAUAUCUGCCUGCAUGUUUUAUUUCUUUCUUUUUUUUUUUUUUUUUACAAUUUUUGUUAUUAUUAUUUUCCAUACCAAAUAUAUCCAAAUAUUCGGAGAUUUAAAACUGAGUCUAACAAAAAAGUGAUAUUUCUUCAUGUAUGUUUUUCCCCUCAAAAUGCAGUGAUGAGGCUAAUUUGAUCGAAAAAGUUGUUCAAGAAGUCCUGAAGAAAUUAGAUCUCACAACGAAGGAAUUGCACAUAGCAAAAUAUCCAGUUGGAGUUGACAAACAAGUUAUGAAUUUACUCUCACAUGUUAUGUCUGAUGGAAUUACUAUGGUAGGAUUAUAUGGAAUUGGAGGCAUGGGUAAGACAACCUUGGCCAAAGCAUUACACAAUAGAAUUGCUAAUGACUUUGAAGGUUGCUGUUUUUUGGCAAAUAUUAGAGAAGCUUCAAAGCAAUAUGAGGGCCUUGUUCGGCUACAGGAGAAGCUACUUUAUGAGAUUUUAAUGGAUGACUCGAUCAAAGUUAACAAUGUCCAUAGAGGAAUAAUCGUGUUAAGGGAUCGACUAUGCUCAAAAAAGAUUCUCCUUAUUCUUGAUGAUAUAGAUACGAGUGAACAAUUACAGGUUUUGGCAGGAGGACGUGAUUGGUUUGGAGUUGGGAGUAAGGUCAUUGCAACAACAAGAAACCAUCAUUUAUUGUCCAUACAUGGUUUUGAUAUACUGCAAAAAGUUGAAGGAUUGAAUGAUGACGAAGCUCUUGAGCUUUUUAGCUGGCAUGCCUUUAAGAAUAGACAUCCCUCAAGUGAUUAUUUAGACCUUUCAAAACGGGGUGCACAUUAUUGUAAAGGACUUCCCUUGGCUCUUGAAGUGUUAGGUUCAUUCCUUUAUUCGACCGAUCAUUCCAAGUUUAAACAAAUAUUGGAUGAAGAAUAUGAAAACUCCUACCUCGACAAAGAUAUUAAAGAUAUUCUUCAAAUAAGUUAUGAUGGACUUGAAGAUGAUGUAAAAGAAAUUUUCCUUUUGAUUUCUUGUUUAUUCGCACGACAAGAUAUAGAGAGGGUUAAAAGUAAGUUAAAGGCAUGCAGUUGUUUAGGAGUGGAAAAGGGAAUUACAAAGCUCAUGAAUCUAUCACUUCUUACUAUUAACCGAUCCAAUGAGAUUGAAAUGCAUGACUUAAUACAACAAAUGGGUCGCACAAUUGCUCUUUCGGACACUUCUAAAUCUCAAAAGAAAAAAAAAAUGUUGCUUGAUGCCGAUGCUUUGGACGUCUUAGAUGGUGAUAAGGUAGCAAGAGUAGUUAAAGCCAUAAAGAUGAAUUUUUGCCAACCUACAGAGCUUGAUAUUGAUUCAAGAGCUUUUAAAAAUGUGAAAAACCUGGUAUUGCUGGAUGUUAACAAUGUCACAUUUUCUAAAACUCUGGACUUUCUACCUAGUAGCUUAAGGUGGAUAAAUUGGUCUGGAUUUCCUUUUUUAUCUUUGCCUUCAAGCUUCUCAAUGGAGAACCUGAUUGAAUUGAAAUUGCCAUAUAGUUCCAUCAAACAUUUUGGGAAAGGAUUUAUGAAUUGUGAAUUGUUGAGGAAUAUUUAUCUUCGUGAGUGCAAGUUCUUGGAGGAAAUUCCUGAUUUAUCCGCUGCAAUAAACCUUGAAAAUUUGUCGCUUAAUGGAUGUAGAAGUUUAAUAAAGGUUCAUGAGUCAGUUGGAUCUGUUGGUAGGCUUGCUUCAUUGUGGCUUUCUGGGCAUGUUAAUGGCUUUAAGCAGUGCCCACCCUACCUCAAGUUGAAGUCCCUCAUACAUUUGUUCAUAGCAGACUGCAAUAACAUUGAAUCGUAUCCUCAUUAUAGUGAAGAAAUGAAGUCCUUAGAAUACUUACAUUUUAUAUCUAGUAAUAUAGGAAAGCUAUCUCCAACAAUUGGACAUCUUACUAGCCUCAAAGUUUUGCGGAUCUUUAAUUGCACAGAGCUCAUAACACUUCCAACUACAAUUUAUCAUUUAAGCAGUCUUACUUCUUUAUAUGCAUCUGAAGCUGAUCUUUCUACAUUUCCUUCUAUAUAUCCUUGUUCACCUUCCUUAUUACCCAACCUAAGAGUAUUAUACCUUACGAAAUGCAACCUUACAAAUUUGAGUUUCUUAGAAACCAUGGCUCAUGUAGCCCCUUCAUUGAGAGAGUUGGACUUGUCUGAAAACAAUUUUACUAGUCUACCCUCGUGUAUUGUUAAUUUUAAAUCAUUGAGGUCUCUUGUUACAUGGUGUU
This is a messenger RNA of Benincasa hispida (wax gourd), 2262 nucleotides long. Lineage: Eukaryota; Viridiplantae; Streptophyta; Magnoliopsida; Cucurbitales; Cucurbitaceae. The record is from RefSeq and is a predicted model, not a curated record.